Molecule: messenger RNA, 3028 nt
Organism: Conger conger (European conger)
Lineage: Eukaryota; Metazoa; Chordata; Actinopteri; Anguilliformes; Congridae
Gene: rela
Product: v-rel avian reticuloendotheliosis viral oncogene homolog A
Exons: 11
Coding region: 206-2110 (634 amino acids)
Biological process (GO): cellular response to stress; inflammatory response; innate immune response
Cellular component (GO): cytoplasm
Molecular function (GO): RNA polymerase II cis-regulatory region sequence-specific DNA binding; DNA-binding transcription factor activity, RNA polymerase II-specific
Source: RefSeq, a predicted model, not a curated record
CGGUGUCGUCAGGAUCGCAGACCUGCGACGAGGGGCGGGGGAGCCGAAAGCGAGAGUCGGCGACAAACUUCGUCAAGCUGGAGAGAGACACGAAAACAAUCUUCUGAAGACUGAGAAGGAAGAGAAAACGAAUUUGUACAAAACGCACGCAAGUAUACGAUUGCUCCAGUCAAUCGUGACUUGAGGUCGAAUUUGGAGUAGAAAAAUGGAGGGAAUGUUUGGAUGGGGUCCAACCAUGAACCAAGGGAACCCUUACCUGGAGAUCAUCGAGCAGCCCAAGCAGAGGGGCAUGCGCUUCAGGUACAAGUGUGAGGGCCGGUCAGCGGGCAGCAUCCCGGGAGAGAAGAGCAACGACACGACCAAGACGCACCCCGCCAUCAAGGUUCACAACUACAGUGGCCCCCUCCGUGUGCGAAUUUCCCUAGUAACCAAAACUCCACCCUACAAGCCGCACCCCCAUGAACUGGUUGGCAAGGACUGCAAACAUGGCUACUACGAGGCUGACCUGCAGGAUAGACGUGUGCACAGCUUUCAGAACCUCGGCAUUCAGUGUGUGAAGAAGAAAGACGUGACUGAGGCCAUUUCCUGCAGAUUGCAGACACACAACAAUCCCUACAACAUCUCGGAGACGGAUGUGUGGGCGGAGGAGUAUGAUCUGAACGCCGUGAGGCUCUGCUUUCAGGCCUCCAUCUCCCUGCCCACCGGGGAGCUCUGUGCCCUGGAACCAGUGGUGUCCCAGCCCAUCUACGACAACCGCGCCCCCAACACCGCAGAGCUGAAGAUCUGUCGGGUGAACAGAAACUCGGGCAGCUGCAGAGGAGGAGACGAGAUCUUCCUCCUCUGCGACAAAGUGCAGAAAGAGGACAUCGAGGUGCGCUUCUACCUGGACUCCUGGGAGGGCAAGGGGUCCUUCUCCCAGGCGGACGUGCACCGGCAGGUGGCCAUCGUGUUCCGCACGCCGCCCUACAGCGACCCGCACCUCACCGAGCCCGUGCGGGUGAAGAUGCAGCUGCGCCGGCCCUCGGACCGCGAGGUCAGCGAGCCCGUGGACUUCCAGUACCUGCCCGGCGACCAAGAUGAGUUCAGGUUGAUGGAGAAGAGGAAACGGACCGAGGGAAUGUUCCAGAACCUGAAGCUGGGAAACAGCCUGCCGGGGCCUGUGUCUGGAGAGAGGAGACCGUUCAGCACAGCCCGGAGAACAGUGCCUGCAGCCAAACCUCCAACCACUCGGGCACUCCCUGCGGUGAACCCCGUGGCCCCAGUGCCUCUCGUCAAGGUCUCCCCGUUCUUCAGCCAGCAGCCGGGCCAGCUGUUCUCCACCCCGCCCAAAUCUGAGCCCCCUCCCCUCUCGGAUACCUGGCCGUUCCGCGCUCGAGAGUCCCAGGCAAAAGCCUCCCCGUUGCCCGGCCUCUCCGCCCUUAGCCCCGCCCCCGCCACCUCUACAGCUGCCUCCCAAGACUACCGCACCGUUAACCUGUCCGACCUGUUCGGGUUCAGCUUCACUGGCUUCCCCAGUAGCCAAGACACCGGAUCCAAGGUGGGAGCUGCGGAUGGGGGAGGAGGGGGAGCGGGAGGGAUCGGGGCGGGCAGUUCUGAGGUCGUCCCCCUGUCGGAGCCCGGGCCCUCGUUCGGGGCCAUCGGGUCGGGGGUGCGCUUCAGGACAGACCACACCCUGGGCGACGAAGAGCUGAACGAGUUCCCCAGCCUGACGGAGGGCCACGUUUCUGGCACUCUGGACAGCAUCAACACCGAAGAGUUUCGGGCCCUGCUGGGCCAGAGCGCGCUGGUGGGCGAAGGCGGGCUGGGUCUGAGUAACGCCGGGGGGUCCUGCACCGUGCCCCAGUCCUCCUCGGCGUCCUCCAGUGCCACCCACAACCCCGCCGACCUGUCCACCGGCAACCACAUCUGCGGGGCCACGUGGAUGAACUACCCCAACAGCAUUAUGAGUCUGCUGCAGAACGAGAGCAUGAUGGAGGGGCCCGUCGCCACGCCAACCAACAUGCCCGUCCUGGACGACCUGGACGACCUGAGCUCCAUGGACGAAGACCGCCUCAUGUCCAUCCUCAACAACGGCACCACGCCCGGCUUCAUGUCCGGUCACCACACUUAGCUCCACCCCACUCUCCCGCUCCCUCAUUGGCCAGACUGCGCUGUUCCACCAAUUCCCCGCCCCUCCCCCCUCUCUCUUCAACCAGCGACUUUGGCUGGGUUCUUGUUGCCAUGGUGCCGGAGGGGCACGGGCAACAAACGGUUGAAAUUGGGGCUGUUUUGAGAUCUUUCAGACGAGGGGUUUGUUUCUCCUUGUAUAGGUGUGGUUUGGUCAGGACUUCUCAAGCUAUGCUGGGACCUUUUGGACAGGAAUUCCAGCAUUGUGGGGGGAGGAACAUACCCUCCAAAAUUUAGGUCAGUUCAGACAUACGGGGCAUGGAAAUCCUACCUCUACAGAGAACUUGGGACAUUCAUGUGACUUCAAAACCAGAGAGGUCAUGCCCACUUCAGUCAAAUAUAAAUAUGCAAUGCUCCCCAAAAAAAAUUUUUUUUUAAUAAAAGAAUUGUAGGCAGGGCUUGAUUGAAGGAAGUCAGCUGGCAUUUCAUUUAUGGAAGGCAACUGGAUGAUUUAAGCAACUUGCUUUAAUGCUUUAAUGACCAUACAUUGGUGUCAGGAUGGACCCCAUUGUUCUUGAGUGUGUCAAGAGAAGAUACCCCACAAUACUCAUCUAGUUAAAUCUCUCCACUGGAGGGUCCCUGGUGCCUAUAACAUGGCUUACCUAGCAGCGUCCUUACGGUCACCAGACCAAGUGGCAACUGUUGAAUCCGUACCCUGGGUUUGAGUGUGAACAUGUUGGGAGGAAACUGUGAGGCGAAACUCAUGCCUAGUUUCACCUUUACGGUCCUCUGCGCCCUUUGGGACAUUUUGCAGGAGCUCCAGAGAAGCUUGUCGUCACGCUGACAAUCCCUCAAGACAGAAGAGAAGGAAUAAUCCCCUAAAUUGGGGAUCCCGGUCAAUCCGUUGGUGCUUUUUCAGUCG